GCAGAGGCGAAUUGAAUCAAGGCGGCUGAAACCGGCCAUCACUUUCUCAAGUCUCCAAAGCCUCUGGGAAGAAAGUUUGUGGAGUGAUUGUGUCCCGGUAAUUCUGCCGGACUGUUUCUCGCCAGAGUCCGCGGGGAAGAUGUUUCACGCAAGUCCUGAGAAUUUGCUGAGAGGUGCCUUGAUAUUGUGGCUGACAUCGUUAUCGUCUUCUUACUCUUACUUUACCAUUUCAGAACAAGAUGAAAGCAGAGAGAUAUGCCCUGACAACAAAAUAAUCACAUCUGAGUAUCCAUGCCUGAAGACCAGCGGAGAAGUGGCGACCUGUUUCAGAAAGAAAUGCUGUCGAGGUUAUAAAUUUGUCCUUGGCCAGUGUAUCCCAGAAGAUUAUGAUGUUUGUUCAGGAGCUCCUUGUGAACAACAGUGCACUGAUAAUUUUGGCAGAGUGCUGUGCACAUGUUACCCUGGAUAUUACUUCGACCGUAUGAGGCACAAGAAUAGAGAGAAACCUUAUUGUCUAGAUAUUGAUGAAUGUACCAAAAGCAAUGGAAGUGUAUGUUCUCAUAUCUGCCUCAACACUCCAGGGAGUUACCGAUGCCUGUGCAAGGAAGGUUUCUAUCUCAAAGAGGAUGGGAAGACAUGCAACAUAAUUGAAAGUGCUGGCCAGUACCUGAAGUCCGAUACCGUGAUGGAAGCUGAUACCUGUUCCACGACCUGUGAGGAGUUCCAGCAGAUAAAGCAAACAGUUCUACAGCUAAAGCAAAAGAUUACUUCACUGCCCAACAAUGUUGAUGAUAUUAGUAAACAAAAAUCAAACAGCCAGAAGUUAUUUUCUUCCAACAGUUACAAUUCUGGAUUCGUUGGGCUUCCUGGGCCUUCGGGACCAGCAGGUCUCCCUGGUCCCAAAGGAAGCAACGGCCCAAAGGGACAACAGGGACCGCCUGGACCCCCAGGACCCAGAGGACCCAUGGGACCAAUGGGCCCAUCUCCUGACAUAUCUCAUAUUAAACAGGGAAGAAGAGGCCCAGUGGGUCCACCGGGAGCGUCUGGAAGAGAUGGUGCCAAGGGUGAAAGAGGUGCACCGGGACCAAGGGGAUCCCCUGGUCCGCCAGGCUCCUUCGAUUUUUUGCUGCUGAUGUUGGCAGACAUUAGAAAUGACAUUGCAGAGCUCCAGUUGAAGGCUUUCGGCCGUGGAAAUGGCGCCACUGCAGAGGACCCGCUGAGUCACGAGAUUUCUGAUUGGGGAUCAGGUGAAGACCACAGACAUAGAGGCCCGUCACAAGAAUUCCCAAAGAGACCAACUGCAUGGAAGUGAAACGGCUUUCGAAGCCGCUAAACAGUUCUCUUCCAUUGGAACCAGACUGAAGGGAUUGAAUCAGUGAGGAUGUAAUAAAUUUCGCUAUGCUGUUGUAGAAUUUUAUUUCAAAAUCAGUAUCAGAGAACUACUUUUAUCGAGAGUAAUAAAUUGAGAUGAGGUCUAGAGUUUUGAUGUAGUUCAAUUGUAUAACAGACCAGACUGACAAAUUCUGAGCAAAUAUUUUGUCACAUUUAACAUUUCGGAUCUAUGAGAAAGAAAUGUGCACAAUCUUCCCUAAUACGGGCAAUUGCCGUAUCUUGCUUCUAUCGCAAAACUUUACUCACAUUUUUAGUUUUGUUCAUGAUCUCUGUAUUUAGGAAUUACUAGUUCUUUUAUAAAUUUUAUCAGGUUAUUCAGCAGACCUGAAAUUAGAAGGUAGGUUAAGCAUGAACAAGAGCCCAGAACAUUGAAUAGUACCGUACUGAACAAGCCAGUUGUCCAUGAUGUGCCAAUCUUGAUGGUAAUUUAUACUGAGUUUCCUCCUCCUGUUUCUCAUUGAUAUACCCUGCCACCUUAUUCCCUUUGUAUCCAUGUGUCUAUCUAAGAGCCUCUUAAACCCUACUGAACUGCCUUUUUCCAUUACUACUCCUGGUAACCCAUUACAGUCACCUAUCACUCUUUGCAUAAAAAUCUUGUCCCUCAUGUCAUUUUUUAAAUCUCCUCUGUCUAACCAUAAAAGCAUGUUUUCUAGUGUUUUGACAUUCCUACACUGGGAACAGAUUCUGACUAGCUACCCUAUCCAUACCUAUAAUAAUGUUAAAAACCUCUAUCAGGUCUCCCCUCAGCCUCCGACACUCUAAGAAGAAUAACCCAAGUUUGUCCGAUCUGUUUUUAGAGCUCACACCUUCUAAUCCAGGCAACAUCCUGGUGAAGGCACAUGUUCCUUAUAACUUCUUUACCAACUUAUCCAGUGUGGUGAGUUGGAGGUGCAUCUCUACCAGAGGAGCCUGUAGGUCACUCAUGGGCAAGGUGUAGCACCUGCUUAGCCUCCUGCUCAGGGUCACGUGACACCAUGGGAGCAGGUGGUGGAUGAUCGUAUGAGCAGCCGGUGUACGUCACAAUCCUGCUUAAGUGACCGUUGGCACUAGGCAGACAGUCUUUGAAGAGUAUUGAUAAUGACUGGGCUCAUCUGUUUUGUAAAGACACUGCCCACACGAAGGCAAUGGCAAACAUCUUCUGUAGAAAAAAUUGCCAAGAAUGAUCAUACACAAUGAUGAUAAUGAUGACCACCUUAUCCACUUUGAUAGCCACUUGCAGUGAAUGAUGGACCUGGACCUCAAGAUCCUUCUGUACCUCAAUGCUCACAAGGGAUCUACAAUUGACUGUAUCAUUUCUCCUUCCUUUUGACCUCUCCAAAUGCACCUCCUCACACUUGCCCAAAUUAAAAGACCAUAUGCAACUUCUCUGCCUAUGUGUGUAACAGAUCCAUAUCCACCUUAUAAUUUAAUAGUUCUUCACUCCAUCCUCAACUCCUCUACUCUCGGGGACAUCAGCAAACUUGAUAAUCCACCCAUCUACUCUUCUAUCAAAAUCAUUGAUAUAUCACAAAAUACAGAGAUCCCAGCACCGAUCUUUGUGGAACACCAUUGGUCACGGACCUCCAGCUAGAAUAACAGCCUUUCACCCCUACUGUCUAUCUUCUUUGGGCAAACCAGUUCCAAACCCAAACUUGCAGUCCUCUGCAUCUUUAUCUUCCAAAGCAACUGACAACAAGGAACUUUGUCAAAUGCCUAACUGAAGUCCAUAUUUGUGAAUAAUGGCCACUACCUUACCCUGAUCAAGCUCCUCAACACACUCAAUCAAAUUUGCCCCCACAUGAAGCCGUGCUGACCGCCUCUAAAUAGGCCUUGUCCUUCUAAACAUUCACAAAUCCUAACCCUCAGUAUCCUCUCCAAUAGCUUUCCUACCAUUGUCAUGAGACUCGCUGGCCUAUAAUUACCUUGAUUGUCCCUAUUUCCCUUCUUGAACAAAGGUCCAACAUCUGCUGCUCUCCAGUGCUCUGGGACCUCAGCUGUUGCUAGUGAAGACACAAAGAUUCUUGUCAAAGCCCUAGCAACUUGCUUUCUUCAAUAUUUAGGGAUUGAUGCCUUCAGUCUCUGGGGUAUUAUCUACUAUAAUGCUUUUCAAAAGACCCAUUACUGUCUCCUCCUCUAUAUUGAAAUGUGCCAGCAUAUUGGCAUGCCCCACUCUGUUGUCACUCUCCACCAACUCCUUCUCCUUGGUAAUAAUGACACAAAGUACUCAUUUAGCAUUUUGCCCUGACUCCAAGGACAAAUUCCCUCCUUUAUGUGCACAUGAGUAGACUGACCCUCUCCUUAAUUAUCUUCUUUUUCUUAAUAUAAGUAUAAAAUGCAUUGGGAUUACUGUUGACCCUGCUUGCCAAGGACAUUGCAUGGUGUAUUUUGGCAAUUUCCCAAUCACCUAUGAGAGCACUUUCCUCCUAUCUUUAUAUUCCACAAGAGCCCAUUCUGAUUUUAGCUUCCUAAACUUUUUUAAAGUUCAGAGUAAAUGUAUUAUCCAAGUAUAUAUGUGUCACCACGUACAACCCUGAGAUUCAUUUUCUUACAACAUUCACAGUAAGAAAAACAAAAGAAUCAAUGAAAAACUGCUCACAAAGGUGGACAAAUUAUGAACGUACAGAAGAUCAUCCUGAUUAAAUUUAAUAUCUCUUGAGUUAUUCAGGGUUCCCUUACCUUGCCCUCAUUAUCCUUAGCCUUCCUGGAACAAACCAGUCCUGCACUCUGCUCAAAUAACUCCCAUACGUCAGACGUGCACUUGUCCAACAGUGUCAUCUGACGCCAAUGUCUAAUUUGAAUGAAGUUUUUCUGUAAGUUUAAUUUCUUUCAUAAUAAUAAUUCUGCUGUGUUCCAAGCAUUUUCUUUAAUUCCAGUUUCCAUGUCUCAGGCAGUGUACAAAAUUAAUGGCAGGAUUCUUAGCAGUGUGGAGGAACAAAGGGAUCUUGGAGCCCAUGUACAUACAUAGAUCCCUCAAAGUUGCCACGCAUGUUAACAGGGUUAUUAACAAGGCAAAUGGUGUAUUGGCCUUCAUCAGUCAGGACCUUGAGUUCAAGAGCUGCGAGGUACUGUUUCCGCUCUAUAAAACCCUAGUUAGAGCAUGCUUGGAGUAUUGUGCUCAGUUCUGGUCACCUCAUUAUAAGAAGGAUGUGGAAGCUUUCGAGAUGGUGCAGAAGAGAUUUAACAGGAUGCUUCCUGGAGUAGAGAACAUGUCUUAUAAUGAUAGGUUGAGUGAGCUGGGGCUUUUCACCUUGGAGUAAAGGAGGAUGAGGGGCAAAUUGAUAGAGAUGUACAAGAUGAUAAAAGACAUAGAUAGAGUGAACAUUUGAGCCUUUCCAAGGGCGGCAAUGACUAAUAUGAGAGGGCAUAAUUUUAAGGUGAUUGGAGGAGACAUCAGAGGUGGGUUAUUUAAACAGAGUGGGUUGUGCGUGGAAUACCCUGCCAGAGGUAGCGACAGAGGCAGAUACAUUACAAACAUUUAAGAGACUCUUAGAUAAGCACAAGUAUGAUAGAAAAAUGGAGGGCUAUAUAGGAGGAAAGGGUUAUAUUAAUCUUGGAGUAGGCUUGAAUUUCUUGAGUUCUAUUUGAAGUAAUUUUCAGAUGAGGACAGACAAAGUCAGACUGCACCUUUUGUUGCAGCUUGGCCUGAUGGGAGUAAUUAUUGUUUCUCCACCUCAGGCCUUUACCCUCUUCUUUUCCGGGGGUUGGUCUUAUCUUCUCCAUAAUUCCCUGGGGCUAUUAUACAUUAGUAAACAUUACUGACCAUUGUAUCAUCUAGAAGGUUAGGGCAUUUAUAUUAAACGUCUGAAAAUAUUGCUAUUUAGUAUACUAACGAAUGCUUUCCACUUUCGCACCCAAAAUCAGAGCAGACCUGAUAGGCCCAAUAGCCUAAUUCUGUUCCUAUGCCUUACUGUCUGAGCACCACAUGCUUUACACUCAAACUUUCACCCAAUUCAUCAAUCCAGUUGAAUAGCCUGUCAUCUGCCAUGUGGGCCUACAUUCUGUGACAUGAGAAUGGCCCCAUUUCUGUGUUGUUAAUCCGUUAGACUUUUGAGACUUGGUAACCAGGCUUUAUAAUGCAAUGAAUCCAAAAUCUAUUAUGAUCUAAAGUCUAGUGUUUUCCCACAGUCAAACUUUCCAAAGGGAUGGUUGGACCACAGAGCUUAAAUGACAAAGUUGGGUUAUAUAUAUAUAACAGGACACUGUUCCUGUCAGUUUGAACAACCGAUACGAUUGAGUUUUAGAGGAGCAGGUGAAAUAGAAAAGAAACUACUUAAGCUCCUUAGCAUGCUGAGGCCAAAGCACAGCUUUGAAAUAGUGGAGUAACACAUACAUACUGCUAGAGGAACUCAGCAGGUCAGGCAGCAUCUAUGGAAAAGAAUAAAGAGUUGACAUUUUAGGCCAAGACCCUUCAUCAGGAAAGAUGAAGAAGAGGGAAGAAGCCAGAAUGAGAAGGUGGGAGGAGGGGAAGGUGUAUCAAUCUAGAAGGUGAUAGGUGAAGCCAUGUGAGGGGGGACGAAAUAAUGGAGUCACCUCUUUCAGAAUAUAAAAAACAACUUGAUGUGCAGUGUCUGUUAGAAAAUGAAAACUCUCCUCAUAAUUAACAAUGGUCAAAUUUGAAUCUGAGAAAGGUUCUUGUUAACUAAUGGCAUGAAGGGAUAGAAUUAAAAUAUGCCUAUGGAAUUAGGGAAUGGAUCAUUUGUGAUCCUGGAUUCUUGGGAAAUGGAUGUAAGUGACUAAGUCUCCUCAUGACUUUAUUCUUUUCCAUAGAUGCUGCCUGGCCAGCUGAAUUUCUAACACAUUUCGUGUGUGUUGCUUGGAUUUCCAGCAUCCGCAGAUUUUCUCUUGUUUGAAAUAUCCUCAUACUCCCGUUUCCUAUGCUCCCUCCCUUGGCUGCUAAUCUUCUAAACCAGGGGUUCCCACCCUUUUUCAUGGCAUGGACCAAUACCAUGGACCCAUGGGCCCUAGGUUGGGAACCCCUGUUCUAGGACGUCCAGUAUGUUUGUUAUGUAUGGUACUUGCAUAUUGUUAACUGACCGCUGGAUGGCAAUGUCAGAAGCAAACAGAAGAAUACAUAUUAAUUAUGUCUGUUAUGAGAAUUUUUCUAUAAGGUUUGGAAAUAAAAGAGGACUUGGUUAUU
Messenger RNA from Hypanus sabinus (Atlantic stingray), 6508 nucleotides. It is a transcript of the gene ccbe1, whose product is annotated as collagen and calcium binding EGF domains 1. The record is from RefSeq and is a predicted model, not a curated record. Bases 140 to 1312 code for a protein of 390 amino acids. Gene Ontology annotation, molecular function: calcium ion binding. Lineage: Eukaryota; Metazoa; Chordata; Chondrichthyes; Myliobatiformes; Dasyatidae. The transcript is spliced from 11 exons.